AUGGCCGGGUCUGAGGAGCAAAAAGCACGAGCGCUGGAAUAUCUGGGAAAAGCCAGCAACCUCGAGAACGCACGUGCGCAGCUGAAAUUGAUGCUAAAGCUCGUCAGGACGAUACCAGAGUUGGGCAAGUACUUUCAAUCAGUCGAGGCGCAGAACAACACUGGAUCUAUUCAGUUUGAGCAUUUGUGGACCAUCUUUCCACCCGGGGAGAUCGUUUUCUCAACACUGUUCAUGAACGAACCCCAGCUUUUUAUCGUCAAGGACUCCAACGACAAGCGCGACAUAGACGAGAGACCUGGAAAAGACACGUCGGAUGUGUCAUGGUCGAUGGUUGCUUGGGCCUACGACUGGGACGGGGCUUGUUUCAAGAGAGUGCCAGUGCAAUUCCGAUUCGAACAGUAUACGGGGAGCAAGGUUAUCAGUACACUUCAUUGUCAUCCUUUCAAGUUCCACAAACCGGAAGACGCAUCAAGAUCUGAUGAAGCUUCACGAGAAGCAAUGGAAGCGGCAUUGCUAGAACGCGGCAAGAGGUUUGCGGAACUAUGCGUGAAGCAGCAGGGAUCGCAGAUGUUUGAUUACGACGGAUUUGUAGUCUCUCACGGUACUGGCUUUCAAAAUGAGGCCGACGAUGGUGGCGACAUCUUGUGGCGCAUGAUACUUAGUAGAGGCAGUCAGAGGGGCAAAGAGCGAAGAGCGCCCAAAAAACGACGUAUCCAAGGCCGUGUUAUGGUGGACUUUGAAGCUUACCUUCAGUACUCCCCAUGGUCAGGCACUUACGCACCUAUGGGCUCGGCAGACUUUCCUCGCAGAAAUAAUGAGUGUCGAUGCCCAGCUUGCGUUACGAACGCAGCUCUCAGAGACAGCCAGAAGAUGGCCUACGACGGUGUCAAGACGCAGACCCAUUUCGAAGAUCUCCAGUUCAAGAUUUGCCCUCCGAGGGUACUUGGCUAUCAUCUGGAUUCAAGAACUUGGUUGGAAUUAAGUGUAGGGAAACAAAAGACAAGCUCCAGCGAAGCCACCGAAGAAUGGGAAAGCUACCUCAAAGAUAUCAAGGAAUUGCGUAGCUCCGAGGCGUUUGAGAAGCUACAGCUUCUUGCAACACAAAAGUCGCUAAUCAAGGACCUAGUGCGGUGUCACUCUAGUGGGGCUAAUUCGAAGCCAUUGAUGACGGACAUCAUCAAAGGUAAAGGAAAGGGGCUAGUGAUUUUGCUCCACGGGCCACCAGGUGUUGGAAAAACUCUUACGGCAGAAAGCGUCGCCCAGCUCGCCGGCAAGCCGCUCUUUUCUGUCGGUGUUUCCGAUAUUGGUCUCAAACCAGCGGAGGUGGAGCAAAAUCUCGAAGCGCUCUUCGAACUGGCGGCUAAUUGGCGGGCUGUAUUGCUGUUUGACGAAGCCGACGUGUUCCUCGAAUCGCGGAGCAGUCAUACGUCAGAUCUCAACCGCAACGCUUUAGUGUCGGUCUUGCUCAGGGUCCUGGAAUACUAUGAGGGCAUUCUAAUACUUACGACGAAUCGAAUUACCCAGUUCGAUAUUGCCGUACAGAGCCGCGUAAAUUUGGGCAUCAAGUAUGAUGAUCUACAACGCGACCAGAAACAGGAGAUCUUUGACAACUUCAUUGGCCAGCUCAAGCCUGACCAGGUGAAGGACAAGGAAAUGAUUCGACGCUGGUUUAAGGACGAAGAAGAGGCUAGAGAUUGGACCGAGGGACUUAAUGGACGACAAAUCAGGAACAUUUUGUUUUCGGCCGCGAGCCUGGCUCAGCAGGAUGGUGGAGAACUAGACUUGAAACACAUAUCUAGAAUGGCCAAGAGCACCUGGAGAUUCCAUGACAGUAUCAAGAGCGUUGUUGACGAGGCACGCCGGAGAGCUGAGGCCGGGAGGAAAUAG
Molecule: messenger RNA, 1887 nt
Organism: Colletotrichum chrysophilum
Lineage: Eukaryota; Fungi; Ascomycota; Sordariomycetes; Glomerellales; Glomerellaceae
Exons: 2
Coding region: 1-1887 (628 amino acids)
Molecular function (GO): ATP hydrolysis activity; ATP binding
Source: RefSeq, a predicted model, not a curated record